ACCACAAGUGAACUGCUGUGAGGUUUCUGGUUUCCUGUGCGUAUUUUUCUCGUGCUUUUGUUAACCGAAUUUUUGCUUCAUUUCUUUCGGUAAAGUGCUACUUGUUCAAGUUAUAUUUUGUUAGGGAAUCACAAGGAAUCAUAAAAGGAGACGUAAAGAUGACAAUGUUACAGUUCAAAGAUGCCUUUUGGGGCACAGAAUUCACCAGCAAUGCUGGCUAUGAAGCUCUCACACAGAGACUCUGCGAUGGCCGGCGGACUUGCAAAGACAUGGAGGAGCUCUUGAAGAUGAGGGCAAUGGCUGAAGAGAGGUAUGGCAAAGAGUUAGUAACUAUUGCACGAAAGACUGGAGGCCAAAGUGAAAUAGGCACUUUAAAGAUAUCGUUUGAUCAACUUAAAACACAAAUCGAGAACAUUGGAAAUUUGCAUAUCCAUCUAUCAGGGAUGUUAAAAGAAGAGGUCAAGCGCAUGGAGCAGUUCAGAGAGCGCCAGAAAGAGCAGCGCAAAAAGUUUGAGGGAAUCAUGGAGAAGGUUCAGAAGACCAAGGUUGCACUGUACAAGAAAACAAUGGAGUCUAAAAGAUCCUAUGAGCAGAAAUGUAGAGAAGCAGACGAGGCCGAACAGACAGCAGACAAGAUCAACAGCACUACCACCCCCAAACAGGCUGAAAAGCUACAAAACAAGGCCAAACAGAGCAGAGAAGCUGCUGGAGAUGCAGAGAAACAGUACAUGUCAAACAUCGAUCAACUGGACAAGAUUAGACAAGAAUGGGAGACUACGCAUGAGAGUACAUGUGAGGUUUUUCAGCAGCAAGAAGGCGACCGCAUCAACAUCUUGAGAAAUGCUAUUUGGGUCCAUUGUAACCACUUCUCAAUGCAGUGUGUCAAAGAUGAUGAGUGUUAUGAAGAAGUGAGGACAGUGCUGGAAGGCUGUGACAUCACAGCAGAUAUCAACAGCUUUAUAGAUUUAAAAAGAACUGGAAGUAUUCCACCAGAGGCCAUCGUAUUUGAAAAUUAUUACAGCCGAGAUCCCUCAGAUGAGAGCAAUGGCACUGCCCGCUUUGGGGGAGGAGUGAUGAAGAGGUUUUCUAAUCUCUUGCAAGGCAACUGCUCUGGUGGUUCCAAAAAUACCAAUGACGUCUCACAGCCAAUAGCUCCCUCUUCUGGAGACAACUCAGAUGGAGUUUAUGCCUCUAUUCCUGGGUUUGCAAAUGCAGCUCCAAAUACAACUGACCACCAACGAGAAAAGUACCAGGCUCUGUAUGACUACAAUGCUCAGGGUGCAGACGAGUUGUCCAUCUUGAUAGGGGAUGUUGUUCUGGUCGUGGAGCAAGGAGAAGAUGGUUGGUGGACAGUGCAAAAGAAUGGGCAGAGUGGCCUGGUGCCAGGCUCUUACCUGAACAAGAUUUGAGCGCAAUUCAGUCGCCAAUGCCUAAUGUCCAUGGACUUAUGCCCUCUAAUAGGCGUUAGAGCCCAAAUUAAUUGUGCCUGGAUCAACCUUAAAUAUUAAUACAGUGCCUAGGAUCUAGAACAUGUUUUCAUAGAGGUCUAUUCAUACAGGUCCUGGGUACUGUAUUAAUAUUUAAGGUUUAAUGAAUCAUGGCCAUGUGUAAAUAGAUCAUUGUACUUAUUUUGUUAACAGAAAGAUACAUAUUUAUUUCUUGACUAGAAGAAUGUAUUUAUUGUUAAUUAAAGGUAAAGAAAACCCAAGUGCACAAAAAUAAGAGUUAUAACCAGGCAUAUUGGGCUGUCUGUGAUUUGAGGUCCUGGAUAAUAGGACAGCAAGCAAAUCUGAGUGUGAGUGGACUUGCUAUCAUAAUAUUACAGUACGUUUUGUGUAUAUUCACUAGUAGAUGGGUAAAAUGAUUAACACAAAGCAAAUAUUACUUGUUAUGGAGGUAAUAAUAAAGAAUAUCAUCACUGUCCAAAAAAAGGCAGCUUUACAGGAGAGGCCAAAAACAUUCUUCACAAUGUACUUCCAUGCAAAGUUAUUUUGGAGCAUUUCUAUUGGUGUAUUCAUCGUGAACGGUUUUACACAAUGUAAAGGGCAGCUGCUGUGCUCAAUUGAUGUUAAAAAAUGAAAAUUUUUGGACAGCAAGGUUAUUUAUAUAGACCACAAUAAAUCAUUUACAAAUUCACCCCACACUACAAUACUGGGGAGCUGCCAGGAAAAUGGCUUCAUAUAAUCUUUAAGCAAGCCAGCAGAUUUUAACAUCAUUGGUCAAUUUUGGGGUUAUUUUGUAAUUCUAUAUUAUACAAUAAAGUAAUUUUAGUACAUGAUGACAUUUCAAGUAAGAUAUUUGUAUACUUAAAAUACAUUCCAGCCAAACAAAUCUGCCUGAAAUAUGCUUACUCGCCUCUUACAGCGGUGCUGUAAUGGUCUCUAAAGCAAGACUUCCUGGCUUAAGAAGUAGGAAAGGCCCUUUCUCAUGUAUUUUACAGGUGGAAGUGUGGACAGUGGUUGUCAGCCAACUGAGGUUAGCACUACCUCACUAAACAGGCAGUAUACUUAAAAUGCAAAUGUUUUUGGGCAAAACGAUGCAGCGGUUGGUCCUUGGUGCUGCGUGUGCUGCUUCCUGAGCAAACUUUUAUGUUUAAUGUUAUUUGUUCAGAGAUCUCACCCCUAACACCAACUGGUCCGCUGCACAAAGUGAGCUUCUACUGGUGGUAAAACAUACACUGUGCUAUUUUUAAGCACAUUUAUGGCAGUGAGUUCAGCAGCAUUUCAGUUUUGGUUGGUUUUGUUUUUUUAUCUGAAGUAUACUGCUAACUUAAUGCUAGCUUGCACCAUGAAUGUAAACUCAAGCAUGUUAACAAUAGUUGCCUAAAAAAACUCUUCCCUUCUCCUUGUCUAUUAAUAAUAGCAUUAAAACCAGAAAAAAAGUAUAUUUAUAAAUGUAAGUGCAGAUUUUGAGCACAUUCUGUUUACCACUGUGAAAAGUUCCCUUCCACUCCAGUUUCAAUUGCUGUCAUCUGUUUGUAGGCCGUGUCAUAUUACAGGUUUCAUUUUAGAUCAACCAGUAAAAACUGCAUUUAUCUUUAGAAGUCUUGUCUUACAUUAGCUUGCAAAAUGCUAAUGUACUAGAUGUGACUCAUGAAGCCACAUACACCGAACAGUUACAUUAAUAUCCAAUUACUAAAGCCAAAGACUCUCAAUGCUUUAGUUAUUAGUGGUAUUAGAGGGAGGACUUGUCUGCCUUAUGUGCAUCUGUAGAUCUGGUAAUGAUAGACGAUAUGUCUUGCUCCUCAGUAGGAUCUAUUCGAAGCAUGGCUUUAGAAUAAUUCUAUAUCCCCAUCCCUGGGAAAAGCCUGACCUUUAGCCUUGUUCUACACAAGCUUACUGCUCAAGUUUUUGAGCCGGUUGCUCUGACAAAGGGCCUCAACAAUGAUUUGUCUGAAUGGCUGAGAGAACCAGGGAAUUCCUGAGAAGCAUGAAUAAGGCCAUGGAUCUGAUUGGGCAGAGUCAGCUUCUAAUGCUCUGUUUCCAUGCAUGCUGUUAAACCAACAACACUAAUACUGCUAAAAAAUGAAUGUUAAGCUGGUAAUAACUGCCAGUCAUGGGCAAAGCAUUCCUUUACAGUAAGCCUUCAUAAUAAAAGUAUCCUGUGUGCACUCAGUGAUCAUGCAAAUGGAGCAUUGAGAGUAAAGCUCAUCAAAAAUAUUUUAUAAAAAUGGCAACUGACACUUAUUUGAUGUCAAAAUUACGUGUUUAAUUUGCUUUCCCUUAUUCUAUGUACAUUCAUUUCAAAUGUUGAUGCUGUUCUACAUCGCUAUAGAUUCUCCAAAGCAACUUUAAAAUCUACUUCCCAGAAUACUAAACUCCACACAAUAAGCAUGGGAAGGAAGAAAAUUAAAACAAUGAUAAAAUACAUGGUAGGUAGUGCAUGUAGCGUAUUCCACAAACAUUAGUUUUAUGUGUAAUACCGGGGUAAAUUUACAGAUGUUCCUGAAAGUUCACUUUAAGAUUGGAGUCAUGUUGCUGAGCAAGCCAGAUCUUGUCUGAUGCUGCCAGUGUUUCUGGUGAUGGGUGGUAUAGCUGAGACAGCAACAAUGCAGAGCAAACUUCUAACCCAUUAAAGACUUCACCUAUCCCAAUAUAUUCAGAAGCAUGAUCUCAACGAAACCUGAUAAAAUAAUCAAUAGCUGUACACAUAGUGCAAACUAACACAUGAGGAAAGCUUGAAUUCCACAUUUUCUGUCCUUACAAUAAUGCCAUCUU
Pygocentrus nattereri (red-bellied piranha) is the source of this 4217-nucleotide messenger RNA. RefSeq names its product proline-serine-threonine phosphatase interacting protein 1a (gene pstpip1a). NCBI's taxonomy places the organism in Eukaryota, Metazoa, Chordata, Actinopteri, Characiformes, Serrasalmidae. The transcript is spliced from 15 exons. The record is from RefSeq and is a predicted model, not a curated record. Gene Ontology annotation, biological process: actin filament polymerization. Gene Ontology annotation, molecular function: actin filament binding. Gene Ontology annotation, cellular component: actin filament; cytoplasm; plasma membrane. Bases 159 to 1409 code for a protein of 416 amino acids.